This is a messenger RNA of Staurois parvus, 300 nucleotides long. The record is from the annotation of a GenBank genome assembly. NCBI's taxonomy places the organism in Eukaryota, Metazoa, Chordata, Amphibia, Anura, Ranidae.
GUUGAGGGGCUCCAGGCAGUUCUCACAAUGCAGAGGAAACUGAUUUAUAAGUUUCCUCUUUGGUUUGUAAAGCCUGUUUUGGGACCUGUAGCCUGGAGAUUUCUUAGAGAUUUGGGAGGGAUGAAAUCUCCAAUCCUGGGCCCAUAUUUUGGGAGCAGCCAGCGUGCUGAUUGCACAGGUGUGUGCAGGCCUUUUAGUGGAGGCCAGGCCAUGAUUCUGGGCUCCACCCCGGCAGCUAGGAGUCAGGAGGGCUCCAUGUGGAAGACAGGAGUCAGACAGGAGUCAGGUGGGCUUCACCUA